AUGUCCGGGGCCCCACGCUCCAACCUUGGACUUGUUCCCAGGGACAUGAAUGGUAGCCUUCCAGUUAGUACUACAAAUUCCUCUGGGCCAAGCAUUGGUGUUAGCUCUUUGGUGACCGAUGGCAACUCAUCACUUUCUGGAGGUGCCCAGUUUCAGCAAAGUACGAGCAUGAAUGCUGAUUCGUUCAUGCGCCUUCCUGCCUCUCCGAUGUCGUUUUCAUCCAAUAACAUUUCUGGCUCUUCAGUCAUUGAUGGCUCCAUCAUGCAGCAAAGUCCACCCCAAGAGCAGAUGCAGAAGCGGAGAGCAUCUAGUGUAACAUCACAACCUGUGAUUGAUGCUGCUGCCGCAUUUCAUGCUCAAAAGAAGCCAAGAGUUGAUAUUCGGCAAGAUGAUAUCUUGCAACAACAGUUGAUUCAACAGCUGCUCCAAGGUCAGAGUUCUCUUCAUCUCCAGGGUCAGCAUAACCCACAGCUUCAAGCCUUGAUCCGGCAGCAUAAACUGGCACAAAUUCAGCAACAACAGCAGCAUCAGUUAUCACAACAAUUUCCUCAGCAUCAACAUUCUCAAGUUGGCAUACCUCGGCAGCCACAGUUGAGGCCGCCGCUAGCACAGCCUGGAAUUCAGCUAGCUGGACCUGUUAGGACUCCUGUCGAGAGCGGGCUUUGUUCCCGAAGGUUAAUGCAGUAUUUGUAUCACAAGCGUUACCGGCCAGAUAAUAAUCCCAUAACAUACUGGAGGAAGCUCAUUGAUGAAUAUUUUGCACCACGAUCAAGAGAAAGAUGGUGUGUGUCAUCAUAUGAAAAACCAGGGAAUACCUCGGUUGCUAUUCCACAGACAUGCCCGGGUACAUGGCGUUGUGAUAUUUGUAAUACGCAUUCGGGGAAAGGAUACGAAGACAAUCAACAAUAUUACUUUCUAAGGAAGCCAUUACGCAUCAAGAUUGCAAAUAAAAAGGCUACCUCUGAAAUACUUCCUAGACUCUGUCAAAUUAGAUUUGACCACGGUGUUAAGGAUGAAUAUCUGUUCCUUGACAUGCCGAACGAGUUCCGGUUGCCCAACGGACUGCUGCUCCUGGAGCAUGCUAAAGUUGUUCAGAAGAGCAUCUAUGAACACCAACAUGUCACACAUGAGGGACAACUGAGAAUAAUAUUCACUCCAGAACUAAAAAUUAUGUCCUGGGAGUUUUGUUCACGGAAACACGACGAGUAUGUCACUCGCAAGUUUCUAACAGACCAGGUUACACAUAUGCUGCGUGCUACCCAGAAUUACCAAGCUACUGUCACUAAAAAUGGUCCUGCUGGCCUAUCGAACGACGAGGCACAAAACGCUUGCAACCAGUUUGCAUCAGCAUCACGACAACUAGCGAAAAAUAUAGAUCACCACAGCCUAAAUGAGCAUGGACUUUCUAAAAGAUAUGUUCGCUGUUUGCAGAUAUCAGAGGUGGUGAAUCACAUGAAGGAUCUAAUUGAGUUCAGCCACAAGAACAAGCUCGGCCCUAUAGAGGGCCUGAAGAACUAUUCCAAACUAACUGCUGGACCAAAGCUCACGGUGCAGAAUUUGCAUGACUCAAAGGCGGUCAAAACAGAAAUAAGCCCCCAUGUGAAUAACGAGGUUCCAGGUGUUGGAGCAAUUAGUAAUAAUCCGCAGAAUCCUGCAGCACAAAGCAAUUACCAACAUAUGCUGAGAAGCUCAAGUGCAAAUCAGUUGCUUCAGCAGGAGGCAUCACAGAAUGCUGCGGCAAUGAACAGUUACCAGAAUAUGUUUAGAAGCUCAAGCGCAAAUCAGGGCUUGCUCCAGCAGGAGGCAUCUCAGAAUGCUGCUGCGCUAAACAAUUACCAGAAUAUGCUUAGAGGCUCAAGCCUGAAUCAAAGUUUGCUUCAGCAGGAGGCAUCGAGUAUCUUCAAAGGUCCUACAGCAGUGCACAGUGGCAUUCAGCUGGAAGCAUCUAGGUCGUUCCGUGCGGCUCAGCUUGGGCAAUUCCAGCAUCCCAUGUCGUUCCAGCAAGGUAUGUCCCAGCACCAGCAUAACAAUUUCCAAGGCCUGGGCGCUAGUCCACAAUUCCAGCAGCAUGUGAUCAAUCAGCUGCUGCAAGAAGCCAAGAACACCAAUAGCCGCGCUCUUGCUCAUCAGCAACAACAGCAGCAGCACCAUCAACAGCAGCAGCAGCAGCAGCAGCAGCAGCAGCAGCAGCAGCAACAUCAACAGCAACAGCAGUCUCCUAGCACUCCCAAUGCAAAUGGUGGUCUUGCAUCUGGAGCCGCGGUCGCCAACACCGCUGCUAGCGGAGAGCAGGCACAGCACAUGAAUAAUGGCACAGCAAAGGGUGCUGCUUUGAUGGGUAUGACGGGGCCUAGUAAUCUGAUCAACAGUGGAGCUGGCAUGGUCCAGCGAAGCAGCAGUUUCAAGUCAGUGAGCAGCAACCCGGCCGCUUCUGGUGGCAAUGCGGCGACCCCAAAGGUGGAGUCUGUGCAUGACAUGGACGACCUGGAACAUCUCAUCUCCCACGAACUUGUGGAGAGCGGUCUGUUCAUGGGGGAGCAGCCGGGGGACGGUGGCUUCUCGUGGAACAUCUGA
Triticum turgidum subsp. durum (durum wheat) is the source of this 2574-nucleotide messenger RNA. The record is from the annotation of a GenBank genome assembly. NCBI's taxonomy places the organism in Eukaryota, Viridiplantae, Streptophyta, Magnoliopsida, Poales, Poaceae.